AUGGGAGGAGUUUUUUCUAUGAGCAGUACACGCAAACUGAUAGACAAUGACUACCAGGCAAUUCCAUAUGCAUACUGCACAAAGUUGAAUGACAGAGAACUGAAGUUUGCCCAGACAGUGAUUUUUACUGUAGAAGAGAUCAACAGAGACACUAAGCUGCUUCCUGGAGUGAGUCUGGGCUAUAGGCUGUACGACGGUUGUGGAAGUGAAAACCUUAUACGAGCAGCUGUAGAAGCUGUGAAUACAGAGGAUUCAAAGAGCUGCAGUGGGCAGAUCCAGGCUUUCUUAGGCCACUCAUCCUCAGGAGUGAGCAAAGGCAUAAACAGCAUACUAAGCCCACUGUCAAUUCCACAGGUUAGCCAUCUUUCAACCUGUGCUUGUUUGAGCAACAGAAGACUAUACCCUUCCUUCUUCAGAACUGUGCCAAGCGACCGUUUCCAAAUAAUUGGUCUGGUGCACCUUAUGAAAUACUUUGACUGGAAAUGGGUUGGGAUUAUUUAUUCUGAAGGUUUGUACUCCAAGAAAGGUACAUCUGACUUUGUUAAGGAAGCAAUGAAAGUGGGCAUAUGUGUUGAAUACAGACUACCUUUCUCUAAGACAUCCAAAAAUAAAUUUGGCACUAUUGUAGAGAGACUGAGAGACUCUUCGUCAAAGGUGGUCCUGUUGUUUAUGUCCUUGUCUUACACUAAAUCAUUCCUGUCUAAAAUGGAAAAUUAUAACAUAACUGGGAAGCAGUGGGUCGGCAGUGAGUCUUGGAUCACACAAGCAGACCUGGCUUCUGUUGAGAGAAACAACAUUUUACAGGGGGCUAUAGGCUUUGCCCUCCCUCAGGCAUCCAUACCAGGUCUUGGUGAAUUCUUACUCAGCUUGAAACCUUCUGAUGAGCCACAGAGUGAUAUAAUUAAAGCUAUCUGGGAGAAAUUCUUUGACUGCAGCUUCUCUCCAUCAAAUACCUCUGCGAUGUGCACUGGCACAGAGGAUCUCAGGACAGUGUCCAGUGACUACACAGAUGUGACACAUUUCAGGCCCGAGAAUAAUGUGUACAAAGCUGUGUACUUGGUGGCAUAUGCCCUUCAUGCACUACUGCAAUGUGAGAAUGGGUCUAAUCCCACAACAGGAAAGCCCUGUGUGAACAAGAGUGAAGUUCGGCCUAAGUUAAAUGGGGCCAAAGUUUUCUUUGAUGAAAAUGGAGAGUCAGUUGCCCAGUACGAUUUAGUUAACUGGCAGAUGAAAGAAGAUGGUUCUGCUGAGAUUGUGAAUAUUGGUCUAUACGAUACCUCUUUUCCUGAAGGGGAAAAAUUCAAACUAAAAGACAAUGCCAAAAUAGUAUGGGGAGCAAAUAGUAAUGAGGUGCCAAGGUCUGUCUGCAGAGAACCAUGUCCACCGGGGACUCGUAAGGCCACAAACAAGUUCAAGCCGGUGUGCUGUUUUGAUUGCUUCGAAUGCCCUGAGGGAACAAUAAGUAAUCAGACAAAUUCUCCAAACUGUUUGAGCUGUCCUCCUGAAUUCUGGCCAAACGAAAAGAAAGAUCAGUGUCUUCCAAAACCUUCUGAAUACUUGUCCUACAAAGAGGUCAUGGGGGCACUUUUAACUGGAUUUGGCUGUAUCGGUGUAUUUUUAUCCCUUCUGACAUCAAUCAUUUUUUUGACUCAUAAAGAGACUCCCAUUGUAAAAGCCAACAACUCUGAGCUGAGCUUUCUGCUACUGUUCUCAUUAAAACUGUGUUUCCUGUGUUCUCUGACCUUCAUCGGCCGGCCCUCUGAGUGGUCCUGCAUGCUGCGACACACAGCAUUUGGGAUCACCUUUGUCCUCUGUAUCUCUUGUGUUCUGGGGAAAACUAUAGUGGUUUUAAUGGCCUUCCGAGCAACACUUCCAGGCAGCAAUGUGAUGAAAUGGUUUGGUCCUACACAGCAGAGGCUCAGUGUUCUCACUUUCACCCUCAUUCAGGUUGUGAUUUGUAUCCUUUGGCUGACAAUCAGCCCUCCAUUUCCAAAGAUGAACAUGAAGUACUAUAAAGAAAAGAUAAUCUUAGAGUGUGCACUGGGUUCAUCCGUUGGAUUCUGGGCUGUGUUGAGUUAUAUUGGACUUCUUGCUCUCUUGUGCUUUAUACUUGCUUUUCUUGCUAGGAAGCUGCCAGACAGCUUUAAUGAAGCCAAACUGAUAACCUUCAGCAUGCUGAUAUUCUGUGCAGUCUGGAUCACAUUCAUCCCAGCAUAUGUCAGCUCUCCUGGCAAGUUCACUGUAGCUGUGGAGAUAUUUGCUAUCCUGGCAUCCAGCUUUGGAUUGCUGGCGUGCAUUUUUUUCCCAAAAUGUUAUAUUAUUAUCUUCAGGCCAGAACAAAACUCAAAAAAACAUAUGAUGGGGAAAAUACAACCAAGGAUUCUGUAA
Messenger RNA from Acanthopagrus latus (yellowfin seabream), 2388 nucleotides. Its product is annotated as extracellular calcium-sensing receptor-like. Gene Ontology annotation, molecular function: G protein-coupled receptor activity. Gene Ontology annotation, biological process: G protein-coupled receptor signaling pathway. The record is from RefSeq and is a predicted model, not a curated record. The transcript has 6 exons. Gene Ontology annotation, cellular component: membrane. Bases 1 to 2388 code for a protein of 795 amino acids. NCBI's taxonomy places the organism in Eukaryota, Metazoa, Chordata, Actinopteri, Spariformes, Sparidae.